GGGCCGGGCCGGGCCGGGCCGCGGGGCGCGGCGAUGCUGGCGCUGCUGGCGCUGCCGAGGGCGCUGGGCCGCUGCCUGGCGGGGUCGGGCCGCGGCGGGGCCGCGCUCCUGAGCGGCGGCGGGGGCAGCGUUUGCAGUCCCUUUGUUCAGACAGCCAGAUGUUACGCCAGACCUGUGAGAAGAAGGAAGAAAGACAUCCCCAGCCAUUUGGAUGAUCUCCCUCCCACUAUGCUGAAGAAAGACUAUGCUAAUGUCCCCAUAAUAGAUAGUGUUGAUGAUGUAGUGAAAAGAUUGUUGUCACUGGAAAUGGCAAGCCAGAGGGAGAAGAUGAAAGUAAAGACACAGCAGCUGGUGGAGAAGGUCAGGAGGUCUCCCAAUGACAAUGGUUCCUUUGAGGUGCAAGUUGCUAUUUUGACUGCCAAGAUUCGCACUUAUGAGGAGCAUCUUCAGAGGCAUCCCAAGGAUAAGAACAACCGGCGCCGGAUGCUGAUGGACAUGGAUCGCCGCAAGAAGCUCCUGGCCUACCUGCGCCGCGUGCGCUACGAGGCCUUCGAGAACACCUGCAGGCAGCUGAACAUCCAGUACAUCCCAUCCCCUCCCUACAGCCGCCGGGCCACCAAGCGCUGGCUGGUGAAGAAGGCUUUCUGCAUCAAGGUUUUCCAGGAGACGCGGAAGCUGAAGGCGGCCGAGAGGCUGAAGCAGCGACGAGAGUGGCAGGCGAGGGCCCGAGCGGCCAGGGAGCGGGCACAGCGCGAGGGGACGCCCGUGUAGCCGUGGCACAGCAAUAAAGAGCUGCCCGCGGGCCCGCUGUGCUCUGUGCCCGGGGCUGCUGCGAGUCCUUGAA
Messenger RNA from Apus apus (common swift), 844 nucleotides. RefSeq names its product mitochondrial ribosomal protein S15 (gene MRPS15). Bases 34 to 771 code for a protein of 245 amino acids. Gene Ontology annotation, cellular component: ribosome. NCBI's taxonomy places the organism in Eukaryota, Metazoa, Chordata, Aves, Apodiformes, Apodidae. The record is from RefSeq and is a predicted model, not a curated record. Gene Ontology annotation, biological process: translation. Gene Ontology annotation, molecular function: structural constituent of ribosome. The transcript is spliced from 9 exons.